Molecule: messenger RNA, 2307 nt
Organism: Dentiscutata erythropus
Lineage: Eukaryota; Fungi; Glomeromycota; Glomeromycetes; Diversisporales; Gigasporaceae
Source: the annotation of a GenBank genome assembly
AUGGUUAAAAUUGAUGGAAGGAUUAAGAAGGAGGUAGAAAGGUUUUUAUCGAUGGAAGAUUUUCAUUAUAGCGUGAUUUUUGAGAAAGAACCAAGAGAAACGAGUAUUUUUAUUGGAAAUAAAGUAAUAGAAAGUGAUAUAACGGAUUCUAAAAGAUCAUAUGCAUUAAAGGAUGAUUUAUUAAUGGAAUGCAAAGAAGUUUUAGUCAAAAUAAACGCAAUAUUUAACCAUGAUAACCAAGACUAUUCAGGGUCGCAAUUAAAAGAAGAAAAAAUCGAACAUAAACCUCAAUUGUACCCUCCAAUCAAGUUAAAAUCUAAAUAUAUUGGGCACGAUAAGAUUCUCACCACUGAAAUAGUUUCAGAAGAUGAGGAUACUCAACAAUACUAUUGUGAAUUAAUCUAUAUUAGUGAUAAUAACAAUAGUAGUGAUUUUGUCGAUAAUAAUGUGGCUUAUCAUGAAAUUAUUGACGUGGAAACUUUAAAAAGUACAUUAUGGGAAAUUAAUACAGAAGAAAAAUCAAUACCUGGUCCGGGCGGCGAAUAUAAAGUACGCGUUUCAGCAAGGGCGGAUAACUGUAAAAAUAGUGAAUUUAAGUAUACAGAUGAAAUAAUAUUUCGAAUGACUCCACCUCUAUCUGUAGAAUUUACACACUUUUACGAUUAUAAUAUUGAUUAUCUUGAAAUUUUAGUAAAAGAUACAACAAAUCAACCACAGCCAUCGCUCGGAUACACUUAUCAAGUUAUAAAUAGUGAUGAUAAUGUUAUUUACACUUCAUCAACUAACGAUAUUCCAAAUUUAAACUUAGAUAUAAUAAGAAAUAGAUCAGAAAAUUUUGCAUUAAAGAAUUUUAUUCGUGUGAAGGGUAUUGCAAUAGAUGAAUCCAAUUGGAUGGACUCAAGUUAUACAACUAGCAAAUCCUUUAAAUUUUUCUCUCAAGUAAAUAAUAUCAAAGGAUCAUAUGAUAUAGAUAAUAACGUGUUGAAAAUUUCAUGGGAUCCAGUUGAAAAUGCUAAAAAAUAUGAAGUUACUUUAUAUUGUGAUGAAAGAAGGUUAGCAACAGACCUUACCUCAAAAACUCUUACCAGUUUUGAUAUCUGGAAGUUUGAAGAAAAAAUCGAAUCAUAUUCGAGAUAUUCUUACACUCCCUACAUAUCUUAUACUUUUGCGAUUCAAGCAAAAAAUAAACUUAUAGAAGAACGAAUAGACUUUUUUGAUGGACCAGUAACUGAUGCUGAAAAAGAUUUCAAACAACUUCCAAAACCUACUAACAUUAUUAUGAAAAAGAAAUCAGAUAGACUUAAUGUCUCCUAUAAACCGAUAACAUUUUCAGAAACAUCAAAUAUUUUCAAAGGAUACAAGGUUAAAUUAUAUAAAGUUCGACCAAAGAAUGAAUAUUCAGUAGCUGAACUAUCAACAAAUAAUCAUUUAGUAGCUGAAUCACCUUUAAUUGAGUCUAGCUAUUAUGACUUUAUUAUUAAAGAUAUUAAAUUUGAAGAAAAUAGGAAUUACCAAGUUGAAGUGGAAGCUGAAGUGUAUGCAGUUGUAAAAAAUGAUCAAGCGAUAAAUAGUUUUCCAGAAAAAUCAACUAGAACUAUAAAAUUUUUACCAUCACCAAAGGAUUUGCAAAUAUCGGCUAAAGCCAAUGAAUCUCACGAGCCAACGUUUGUAGUUUCUUGCGCUUUUAAUUCAGAAAUCCCAAAGUAUGUAUUGGGUGUUAUAAAUACAAAGACAGAAAAAACCGUUCAAAGCACAAUUGAAGACUGUUCUCCUUCAAGAAGAGUUGAACAAAAAUUCCAUAAUAAUUCUGAUUUACUUGACUCAUCGGACUCAUCAGAAAUCGUCAAAUUUCGUGCUUUUACACAAGCAAUUGGCGAUGAUGAUCAAAUUGAUAGCGAUAUUUUAAUGUCAGUUUCCGAAAUUAUUCAAUGCGCAGCACCUAAAAAUGUCACAUACGCGUAUAAUAAUAAUCUAUUUUUUGGUCAUGAGUUUAAAGUAAUGUCUGAAGUGCCUGAAGGCUCUAAAGGUUAUUACGAGAUUCAAAUCAUUAAACUCCUCAAUAAUUAUAAUGAUUAUAUUAUUAUUGAAAAAAAGGAAACCAAAGAAAAGGAAGAUAUAAUUAUUAUUAAAAGAUUGGACAAAGGCAUAUAUAAAGUACGUGUACGACAAAUUCCGUAUGAACCUGAUUGGUCAAUUUCCAGCAAUUGGAAACCAUUGCUUGGAAAAUCUUCGAUUACUGAUAAUCUUUUGAUGAUGUAUUAUAAUACCUUGAAUACAAUGUUGGGAAAUUAUGAAAGUGGUUACUGA